AUGAAGAUUGAAGGGUUGAGGACGGUGAAGGCAAAGGCGAAGCAAAGGCAAGGAAUGGACUGGCCUGGUUUAGCCAUAGCAGGAGAAGACAAGCUUCACGUAGUCAUGUUCCCAUGGCUGGCCAUUGGUCAUCUCAUCCCCAACCUGAAGCUCGCAAAGCUCAUAGCUGAGAAGGGUCACUUUGUGAGCUCCCUGUCUACUCAAAGAAACAUCGAUCGCCUCCUAAAACUACCUCCUCACUUGGCUCCUCUUAUCAAAUUCGUCAGCCUUCCCUUACCCAAAGUCCAUGGCCUUCCUGAUCAUGCCGAGGCGACCACCAAUAUCCCGUACGACGUCGUGCCGUUUCUCAAAAAAUCCUACGACGGCCUUCGACAACCCAUGAGCCAGUUUUUUGAAUCUUCCUCUUCGGAUUGGAUCUUUCACGACUUCGCUCCCUACUGGGUGGGAUCCAUUGCUUCCAAACUGGGCAUCAAGUCUGCUUUCUUCUCCAUAUUUCCGUCCCGGUUUGGGUUUCCUGGGACCUCCUUUCGAUUUGAUGAGUUCCGACCCCCUAUCAGGAAAAGCCCCGAAGGCUUCACUGUUCCUCCGCCAAGGGUCCCAUUUCCCACCAUCGUAGCGUAUCGUCACUAAGAGGUCAUGAGGAUAUUCUCUCACAGUUCCUCCUUCCAGAACACGGACGCUUCAGAUGUAUACCGGAUCGGUGAGUCUGCCCAAAACUCCGACAUAGUAAUGAUCAGAGGUUGCUCCGAAUUUGAAUACGAAUGGAUUCAACUCCUCAAGAACCUUUACCAGAAACCAGUUCUACUCGUUGGCCAACUUCCCAGCACGGCCUGCGAUGACGGUAACGAAAACCAUACGUGGCAGUGGAUGAGAGAAUGGCUGGACAAGCAGAGCAGAGGCACGGUGGUGUACUUGGCAUUCGGGUGCGAAGCGAAGCCGAGCCAAGAAGAAGUGAGGGAGAUAGCUCUAGGUUUAGAGAAGUCGGAGCUUCCAUUUUUCUGGAUCCUGAGGACUCAAUGUCUGCCAAACGACCCUUAGGUUUUGCUGCCGCCAGAAGGGUUCGAGGAUCGGGUGCGAGGUCGUGGCGUGGUGUGCACCGGUUGGGCUCCGCAGCUGAAGAUAUUGGGCCACGAGUCGGUGGGUGGUUUCUUGACCCAUUCUAGUUGGACGUCGGUGGUGGAGGAGAUUCAGAACGAGAAGCCGCUAGUGCUUCUGUGUUUUUUGGCAGAUCAAGUAUUGAACGCGAGAGUGUUGGAGGAGGAGAACAUGGGAUAUUGGAUACCGGGGGAUGAGAGAGACGGAUGGUUUAGGAGAGACUAUGUGGCUGAGUCGGUGAGGCUGGUUAUGGUGGAAGAAGAGGGAAGGAUCUUCAGGGAAAAGGUAAAAGAGACGAAGGACUUGUUUGUAAACGGCGUGAAGAUGGAACUGAUUAAGUUGCAUUAA
Prosopis cineraria is the source of this 1443-nucleotide messenger RNA. Its product is annotated as UDP-glycosyltransferase 91C1. NCBI's taxonomy places the organism in Eukaryota, Viridiplantae, Streptophyta, Magnoliopsida, Fabales, Fabaceae. The record is from RefSeq and is a predicted model, not a curated record. Gene Ontology annotation, molecular function: UDP-glycosyltransferase activity.